CCAGCUGGAACCUCUAAUCCAUGCAGUGCUCUCUUUACAGGGGUCCUCAGUCAGAUGGACGAUGAAUACAAGUGGGCAGGAGUGGAAGAUCCAAAGAUCAUGAUCACCUCCUCCAGGGACCCCAGCUCCAAGCUCAAACAGUUCGUCAAGGAGGUGAAGCUGAUUUUCCCGAACAGCCAGCGCAUGAACCGGGGGAAGCACGACAUUGAGGCGCUGGUGAUGGCGUGCAAAUCCAACGGCGUCACGGACCUGCUCAUUGUGCACGAACAUCGCGGCGUCGCAGACGGACUCAUCGUGUGCCACCUGCCCUUCGGCCCGACGGCCUACUUCACGCUGUCGAACGUGGUGAUGCGACACGACAUUCCCCACAUUGGCACCAUGUCGGAGGCCCACCCUCACCUCGUCCUCCACAACCUCACCUCGCGCCUGGGCCAGAGGGUAUCCAGCAUCCUGAAGUACUUAUUCCCCGUCCCUAAAGAAGACAGCAAAAGGGUGAUCACGUUCGCAAACCAGGAUGACUACAUCUCCUUCAGGCAUCACGUGUACAAGAAGGUGGAUCACAAGAACGUCGAACUGUCAGAAGUGGGGCCCAGGUUUGAGAUGAAACUGUACCAGAUCAAACUGGGGACCUUGGAGAACGAGAAAACGUCAGAGACAGAGUGGUGCUGGCACCCCUACACCAACACAGCCAAGAAGAAGCGGUACCUCAGCAUCGAGUGAACACAGUCGGCAUCUGUGGGGGAACGGAGCAGAGCAAAGGCUCCAGCACUCUGUGUGUGUGUGUGUGUGGGUGUGGAAGGAGUUUCAUUGUGUGUGUGUGUGUGUCUGUAUAUGCAUGUGUGCUGGAUGGUGUGGAAGAGCCAUCA
Messenger RNA from Amblyraja radiata (thorny skate), 866 nucleotides. It is a transcript of the gene imp4, whose product is annotated as IMP U3 small nucleolar ribonucleoprotein 4. Gene Ontology annotation, biological process: rRNA processing. Gene Ontology annotation, molecular function: rRNA primary transcript binding; snoRNA binding. The transcript is spliced from 6 exons. The coding region runs from base 55 to 720 and encodes 221 amino acids. Lineage: Eukaryota; Metazoa; Chordata; Chondrichthyes; Rajiformes; Rajidae. Gene Ontology annotation, cellular component: nucleolus; Mpp10 complex; small-subunit processome. The record is from RefSeq and is a predicted model, not a curated record.